Messenger RNA from Ipomoea nil (Japanese morning glory), 1448 nucleotides. Its product is annotated as GDSL esterase/lipase At4g10955-like. The record is from RefSeq and is a predicted model, not a curated record. The transcript has 3 exons. Gene Ontology annotation, biological process: lipid metabolic process. NCBI's taxonomy places the organism in Eukaryota, Viridiplantae, Streptophyta, Magnoliopsida, Solanales, Convolvulaceae. Bases 183 to 1229 code for a protein of 348 amino acids.
UCGAAAACAACAGUUCAGCGGCUUCCCACGCCAUCUCCCUCCCUCACCGACACCUCCCAGAGAGAGAGAGAGUGACUGGCGAGUGAAGAGUACUCGAAGAAAUCGAAUCUAACCUCCAUUGAUUUAAUCUUCUCUCUUCUCAAUUUCUCAUCUCUUCCCAGGGUCAAGACAGAGAAAAUAUAAUGGCCUCAGAGAGGGAAGACUUCAGCGUUUCGGGGCCAUUGCAUCUAGAUGUUGUUAACUGGGAUAAUGCGGACCAUAGGAGGUCUGUUGCUGCGUGUUUGGUCCAAGGUGUCUACAUUUUAGAGAGAGAUCGACAGGAAAAGCGGCAGGGAGAUGAAGCUCUUGCUCCUCCAUGGUGGAAAUUCUUCAAUUUCAAGUUAUAUCGUCAGCUUGUUGACGAUGCUGAUUCCUCUAUCUUUGGUGCUGUUUAUGAAUACACACCUCCGGGGUGCAAUAGCAAUGAGCUAACAGUUAAAUGCCCACGCUAUGCCAUUGCUUUCCGAGGGACCAUUACAAAAGGAGAUGCAUUUUCACGAGAUUUGGAGUUGGAUAUGCACAUUAUCAGAAAUGAACUUCAUUUCUCUUCUCGCUUUGAGACGGGCAUUCAAGCUGUGCGAAACGUGGUUGCGACAUUUGGAAGUUCAAAUAUCUGGUUAACUGGUCAUUCCCUCGGGGCUGCUAUGGCAAUGCUCGCUGGUAAGACUAUGGCAAAGACGGGAGUGUUUCUUGAAGCCUUUCUAUUUAACUCACCGUACUUUUCAGCUCCAGUUGAGAGAAUCAAGGAUAAGAAAGUCAAGCAUGGCAUCCGAAUCGCAACUAGUGUCAUCACAGCUGGUCUUGCAUUUGCUUCAUCUGUGAAGAGUAACAACCGGCAGAAGAAUCUAUCAAGAGAUUCUUCUUUUGCUGCAAUCUCGAGAUGGGUGCCAUGUCUGUUUGUGAAUCCAGCUGAUCACAUAUGCUCAGAGUACAUUGGUUAUUUUGAACAUAGAAAAAAGAUGGAGGAUAUCGGAAUUGGGGCUAUCGAGAAAUUAGCAACCCAACACUCUAUCGGGGGUCUUUUUAUGAACGUUUUGGGAAAGGACACUGAAGAACCAAUGCACCUUAUUCCAUCAGCAGCUUUAACGGUCAACUUGACUCCUUCACCGGACUUCAAAGAAGCUCAUGGAAUUCACCAGUGGUGGAGACCUGCUCUCCGCUUGGAUUCCAAAACCUACCUGUACAGUUAAGAUCUCUCGUCUUGUUGAUUUACUUUAUGCUUCUUUAUCACUCUCGAUAAGCUCUUAUUGUGUGGCAUCUUCUUGGCAGUACAUAGAUGAACCUGUGCUUUUAGUAUUUAUCUUCAAUCUUAUUGCUCCAUACUAUAUUAUUCUAGUGAUAGGAAACAAGAAAUAUCCGGGUUUUCAUGCAUUUUAUGCUUAUGGAAGUAAUAAGAAAUUUCAUGACUG